Molecule: messenger RNA, 8119 nt
Organism: Brassica rapa (field mustard)
Lineage: Eukaryota; Viridiplantae; Streptophyta; Magnoliopsida; Brassicales; Brassicaceae
Source: RefSeq, a predicted model, not a curated record
AUUCAUAUUGAAAAUAAUUUCCUUAAUACAUAGAUUUCCAGCAAAAAAAAUCGGUGAACAAAUUUAUAACAAACUCGUGUUUCAUUCCGAAUGACAAUUAAGAAUGGUGUUUUUAUUAUUUUCUAAUACAACAAAUUUUCAUAUCUAUAAUCGUUAAAAAUUUUCAUUUCUUCAACCUUAAAAAGUUUAUAAACGUUAAAAAAGUUGGUGUUUACAGUUAUAACAAAAAUGGCAUUAUUAAAAUGAUUCUUAAGAUCAGUUACAAAAAAUGAUUUUUGAGAUACAUAUAUUAAGAUAGUAAGAAUAUGUGUUGUAAAGAUGAAGAGUUAUUGUGUACCACACAAAUGCACCAAGUGCUCAGAUGUCAUGAUGUCGAAUCUAUGUACCGGAGAUAAGAAAAUAAGGAGUUAUGAAAAUAAAUAGAGCUUGUUUUUUUUUUUUUUUUUGAAGAUUAAAUAGAGCUUGUUAAGUAAACAAAUGUUAAUAAGUAUAUUUGAUAAAAAAAAAACAAAUGUUAAUAUAUUGAUCUAAGAGGUGUGCAUGUUUAAAUAAAUACCAAUGAGGAGUUGCAAGUCAAAGAGACGGUUACAAACUUAACUUCUCUUUUGUAACCUUCAUUUUGUUAUUAAAUACUUUUUUUUAAUUUAACAGAUUAUUUGUCGAAAAACUAAACUGUCAAAAAUUUAUUAUAGUCUACUAAUCACAUCUCUAUAAUCUUUUCGUUUAUUUUCUAAAAGCGUCUAAAAAUGCAUAAUUUUUCUAAAUAAAUGUCAAGGUUGUGAAUUUCAUCAUGCUGUAUCUUUUCAUCCUAAAAAUGACAUUAGUUAAUUUUUUUUUAUCAAAAUAUAUAAGUAUAUAUCUAUUAAUCUUAACAAUAUUUUUUUUUCAUUUUAAGAAUUGCGUUGGUCUAAAAGAAGUUGUCAAAUGUAUAAGGAUAUGUCUUUCCAUCUUAGAUGUUGCUUUUGUUAAAAAUAAAUUGUCAAAAGUGUAUAUUUUCUCCAAAUAAAUGUGAAAAGUUGCACUUUUUCAUCUUAAGUGACAUUUUAAAAAAAAUGUUGUCAAAAUUUAUGAAUAUGUAUCCUUUCAUUUUAUAUAAAAUGUGGCAUAAUUUUUUCAAAAUGAGUUCCUGUGCGAUAUCUUUCGGGUUCCUUACCUAGUUCUUAUAAUAAAAUAUUAUAUUAUUUUUGGAUUUAAAAAAUAAUUAUUAAUAUUUUUCCAAAAUGAGUUCUCUUGCUAUAAAUAUCAAUCUAACUUUAAAGAUAAUUUUUACAAAUUUUAAUUUAUCUUUUUUUUUAGUUUUGUGCUGAUUUUUGUUUAUUUUUACAUACGUGAUUAUUUAUAUAUAUAUAUAUUUUUUAAACUCUAUAUCUUUUUGAAUAUUUUAUUUUUGUUAAUUUGUUGUUUAAUUUUUUAUUUACUUUAUCAAAUUAAGAUGCUGAUUUUUAUAUUAUUAUAAUGAUAUUUUAAAAUUCUAUGUGAACAUUUAAAUAAUAUAUAUCCUCAAUUUUGAAAUCAUAUGUUAUUUAGAUUCAUAUGUAAUGAAAAAGUGAUUUAGAUUUACAUUGUCUUUAUUAUUUGAAAUCCUUAUAUUUUUAAGAUUAUUUUUGUUACUUAAUUUUAUGUUGAUCUUCCAAGCAUUUAUUUUUUAUAAUAAACUGAUUCUUUUAGUUAUUUGGGAAUUUUGUUUACUAAAUUUAUUAUUGAUUUUUUUUUAAAGAAAUAGCUUCCAUUUUGAAAUCAUAUUUUGUUAGAUUCAUACGUAAUGAAAAGUGCUUUAGAUUCAUAUUGUUUUUAUUAUUUUAAAUUCUUGUAGUCUUUACGAUUUGUUUUGUUAGUUAAUUUUAUGUUGGUCUUUCAAAGGUUUACUUUAUAUAUCAAAUUGAUUCCUUUAAUAAUUUUGUCUUUUCACUAAAUUGAAUAGUAGUUUCCUUUUUUAUUUUGAAGUAAACAUUUUUUGAAAAUUUUAAAAUAAUAAUUAAAAUGGUAAUUUGACAUAUUUUGGUGCUUUAAAAUACUAUGUGGAUAUUCUCAAUGAUUUAUUACAUCAAAUUACAUAUAGUACAUAUUUUUGUUGGAAUAUUUUCCGUAGUAUAUAACCUAAAUUUUGUAAAUCAUGUGUUUUAGAUUUAUAUAGUUAUAAUUUUUUGAAAGUAUUGCAUUUUUAAAUUAACUAUUAUAUUUGUUUCUUAUUUUUAUGUUAAUUUUUGAAACUUUAUUUUAUAUAGUAUAGAUUUGUACAUGAUAUUUUUAAUUUUGUAAGCUUAACUUAUUUGAUUAUUAUUUAUAUUUUAUUUUGAAAUAAAAAAUUUCGUAAUAUUAACAUUUUUUUAAAUACCAAAUUUAAAAACGAUUUGGUAUAUUUUUGGUGCUUUAAAAUAUUUUAUGUGAGCAUUCUCAAUAAUUUAUAAUAUGAACUUGUAUAUAUUAUAUGUUAUUUUGAAUAUUUUCAAUAGUAUAUAACCUAAACUUUGAAAAUCAUGAGUUUAAAUUUAGAUUUAGAUAAUUAUGCUUGUCUGAAAGUCUUGUAUUUUUAAAUUAAUUAUUCUUUUUAUUAUUUAUUUUUUAAUUUUCGAAAGAUAUUAAACAUUAUGUUAACUUAAUAUAGUAUUUAUAUUUUUGUAAAUUUACCUUGUUUGUUUUUGAUUUAUAUUUUAGGUAAUAUUGACAUUUUCGAAAAUAGCAAAUGUAGUAAUUAUUGAGAAAUAUCCUAGGAUAACACUAAAAAAGUUUUGGUCACAAAAAUAGACCACAAAGAGGAAAAUGACCAAAAUAUUUGAUUAAAGAGGUAAAUAUAUAUUUAUACCCCUAGUGUUAACUAAUCUAAACCUUAGUGUUUAGAGUUAAGGGGUGGAUAUUUGGGAUUGAGGUUUAAAAUUUUAUAAAAUAAAAAUAAAUAUUAAGAAUUUGAAAAAAAAAUACAAUAAAAUAAAAUAAAAAAAUUUCGAAAAAAAUUCAUAAAAAAUAUAUAAAAAAGUUUGAAUUUGAAAACAUAUAAUCUAAAACUUUUAAAAAAAUUCUUUUUAAAAUUUUUUUAUUUUAAUUUUUUUUAAAUUUUUUAUAUCUACUGUAUUAGUGUCAUAUUACAUAUUAAAUAAAAAAAGUUUGGUCAUUUUCCUCUUUGUGGUCUAUUUUUGUGACCAAAACUUGAAAAUAGUCUAUUUAGGAGAAUUGCCCAUGAUUAUUCUUUUCGUUAUUUAUUUUUUUAAUUUUCAAAAAAUAUUAAACAUUAUGUUAACUUAAUAUAGUAUUUAUAUUUUUGUAAAAUUACCUUGUUUGUUAUUGAUUUAUAUUUUAUUUUAAAAUAAAUGAUUUUAGGUAACAUUGACAUUUUUAAAAGGGCAAUUGUCAAUAAUAGCACCUUUUGAAGUUUAUGUCCCGAAAAUAGCACUAGAAGGAGAAAGUCACAAAAAUAGGUUUCAUUAAAGGGGUAAUUUACCCUUAUACCCUUUGUUAUAAGAAUAAAAAAAAAACAUUUCAUUUCCUUCGAUCGCGAAUCGUGUCGUCUCCUCUCGGGAAUCUUCAAACCCUCACCGGCACUGUCGUCUCCGACUCGGGAAUCGUCGUCUCCGGCUCGGGAAUCAUCUUCUCCGACUCGGGAAUCGUCGUCUCCGGCUCGGGAAUCAUCUUCUCCGGCUCGCUAGUCAUCUUCUUCGGCUCGCUAAUCAUCUUCUCCGGCUCGUUAAUCAUCUUCUCCGGCUGGCUAAUCAUCUUCUCCGGCUCGCUAAUCAUCUUCUCCGGCUAUCUAAUCAUCAGCGUCACACUCUCUACUCUCAAAAUCAGACACAAAUCACUAUGUAACUUUUUAAAAUUAGGGUUUUUGAAUUAAAAUUUGGGAAGCUUGCGUUUUGAUUUUGAUUUGUUUGUUACUCUUUCUUAUUAACCAGCGAAGCAAAUGAAAGACUUUUGAAUUGUGAGAACACAAAGUUGUUGGAGCGUAAUUCAUCUCUUUGAGGUAUGUUGCAGAUUCAACCUUAUGUGUGUUUUCUUUCUGAGAGAUUGGUCUCCUGGUUUUUGCUUGUGUAUAGACUUGCUCGUUUUAACGUAAUAUGAUUGGUAGACUUCAGGAAGGAUUUGUAUAGACUUCAGGAAGGAUUUGUAUUGUUUCAGGAAACCCUUCCUGAAAAUUGGAUUUUUUUUUUCUUGUCUACGCAGGAUAGAAACAAGAUGGGAGAUUCAGUACCUCUAAAACUAGCACUGCCAGAGCUGAAGUAUCCUAUUGGUUCACAGCCAAAGGAAAAGUCAGCAAUCAACCAAUACUCUGGCUCAGAGUAUAUCUCUAUUGUCAAAAGCAUCCUAAAACCAGAUGAGAUGAUAAGAGUCCGAGGAUCAUUUCUGGGACCUGUAAUGAAGCUCAGUGAGAGAGGAUUGAAGUUAUCAGCAAAGAUAGUCUACGCCAUUCUCACUAGAAGCAUCGUUUCUGUCAAGCAGAAUGAAGCCUGGUUCCAUUUCGGUGCGCAGCCAAUGAGGUUCUCUAUAAGAGAAUUUCAUAUGAUGACAGGCUUGAAAUGUAGUGGUGCAUUAGAAGGACCACGAAGGGAAACCGAGAGAUUUAAUUGGGAAUUGCUAAAGGGGCGUAGUCAUAAGUUAAGUGACGUGGUGGACCAGCUCAGAAACACAAGAGAAGAUGCUUCUGAGGAGAGAGUAUGCCUCGCAAUGCUCAUCCUGGUAGAGAGCAUAUUAUUGCGGAAGAGCAAAGGAGGGAGUUUUCCUUUGGAAUAUGCGAAAAAUGCACAGGAUAUGACAUAUCCAUGGGGAAAAGAGGCUUACAUUGUGCUCCUGAAGUCAAUUCAAAACGCUGUCGCGAAUCAUUUGGAGAAUAAAUCCAAAUUUGAGUUGCAAGGUUAUCCUCUAGUAUUCCUUCUUUGGAUACUAGAGUCGAUUCCUUUGCUAAGGGAUAAGUUCAGUAAGUGUGUACCAACAGUUGAGGUUCCUGGGCCGACUUACUUGUGUGAAAAAUACACUGAGGUAGAGAAUCCAUCACUUGAUAGGGUUUUACAGGUUGAAGCUGAUACAAAGCUGAAGGUCCAUUGCAUACUACCUUCUAUUCCUCAUGAUCCAGAAGAUGAUAUCUCCAUUGAAGACAAAUAUAGUGACGAGCUGGAAACAGUGAAAGAUGUAACAAAGAAAGGGUACAAGAUUACAGCCGAUGACUGGGAAAAUAGGUGUGUAGACACAUUUGACACAUUGGAUGCUCUUAUUCAAAUGAUGGCAAAUAAGGAGACUGGCCAAGCUUCUACUCCGAUUGAUGAGGAUUCAGUAAAUGAAAAAGUGAACAGGAUCAUCACGGUAAUGGAGGAGAAUCUGAAGAGCAUGAAGGAUCGAAUGUCAUUACUGGAAGAAGAAAACAUACAUCUUAGAGCUCGUGUGUCAGAGUUGGAAGGAAACAACAAUGUUUUUCCCACUAACGUGACACAAAAGCGAUCCAGUGGGACACCUUUAUCUCCAAUGUCUCACACGCAACCAUCGAGUGAGACACCUUUAUCUCCAAUGUCUCACACGCAACCAUCGAGUGAGACACCUUUAUCUCCAAUGUCUCAACAGCCUAAUUUGACACAUGAGGUAUGUAACCAAUAAAUAUUGUUGAGUUUUGAAGUAAUAUUUGGAAAGCUUUUGUACUUCUUGAAUGCAUUCCUGAUUUUUGCAGGAGACAAUGAUUGAAUCAGCUGCAUCUCCAAAGUCUCAACAAAAUGAGGUAUAUGCUCAAAAAUUUUUAAGAAAAUAUUUGGAAAUUCUUGUACAAAAUCCUGAAUGCCUUCCUGAUUUUUGCAGGAUUACACGCAACCAUCGAGUGAGACGCCUUUAUCUCCAAUGUCUCAACAGCCUAAUUUGACACAUGAGGUAUGUAACCAAUAAAAUAUUGUUGAGUUUUGAAGUAAUAUUUGGAAGCUUUUGUACAUAUUCUUGAAUGCAUUCUUGAUUUUUGCAGGAGACAAUGAAUGAAUCAGAUGAUGAAACUCCUGCCCUUGAUACUCAAGUAUUCUCUCCUAAUCUGACAAAAGAGGUAUAUGCUCAAUGAUAUUGUUUUCACAGUUGGAGUUUACAAAUUAGUUUUGGGUGAUUUUUUUUUACAUAUAAAGGCUUUUCUGAUUUUUGACAGAAAGAAACAGAAACGUCUACUCCAAUAGCUCCAAAGAGUAUUGAAACUCCCGUUUAUACUCCAAGUCAGACUCAACAGAUUGAGAGAGAGCCAUCGGAUGACACGCCUGCCCUUGAUACUCAAGUUUUUACUCCUAAUCUGACAAAAGAGGUAUAUGCUCAAUGACAGUUGGAGUUUACAAUUAGUUUUGGGUGAUUUACAUAUAUAGACCUUUCUAAUUUUUGGCAGAGGGAAACACAAACCUCUACUGAUGAAACGCCACCCAAAACUAAUCAAGAAGAAGGAAAACCAGAUGAUGAGGUAAUAUUUACUCUAGAAAUUAUAAUUGAAUGUAUUCAUGAUGGCCUUUCCUGAUAUUUUUUGCAGAUUGUGAUUGAGUCACCUGCUGCUCAGACUCAAGUUUUGCAAAAAGAAACACUGGAAAUGAAUGAGACACCUUCUUCUCCAAUAUCUCCAAAGAGUAUUGAGGCUCAAGUUUUUACUCCAAUUCAGAAACAGCAGGUAAAUGUUCAAAAAAUCUUGGAGAUUUCAAGUAAUGUUUGAAAGCUUUUGUACGUGUUUUUGAUCCCCUACCUGACUUUUUUUUGUUUUUUUUGCAGACGGUAACAUAGGAAACGUAUGAGGCUACACAGCCAUUGACUGAGAUCAUUUCAGCAAACAAUAAAAAGGUAAGCAUAGAAAUGUCUUUCAUAAGUACAAUUUGAAUUUUAAAUUGUAGAAACUUCUUCAUAACUACCUCAUUUAUUUUGCUGUUAUUACAGGAGGAUACACAUGCUGUGCAUCACACACCUUCCUCUCCAUUGUCUUCACUAAUUGCACUAGUUAUUGAAGAAAAUAAGAAUGCUUUGGUAAGAAGAAAUAUUUAAAAUGUUUAUGUAAUAUUUUUCUAUUCAACUAACUCUUACCAUUUACUUUUGUCUUAUAGAGUGAGACAGAAACUGCGACCCAAUAUUUUUCUACAAGUGAAGGAGAGCAUACACAAUCAAGCAGAAGAAAAUCUCAAGGAUACUACAGAACCUACUACUGAGCUAGUUUCCACAGAUGUUUCGAAGACACAGCCUCUUACUCCGCAAACACAGCACCUUCAGACAAGUGAGGGAGAUCAAUCCGAUGAGACACCAUCAGAGCAGAAUCAAGCAGAAGAAAAUCUCAAGGAUACUACAGAACCUACUACUGAGCUAGUUUCCACAGAUGUUUCGAAGAUGCCGCCUAUUACUCUGCAAACAGAGCAUCUUCAGACAAGUGCUAUAGAUUUUUCAGAAACAAACGAGGUAUGCAUCGAGUAUAUUUGAUCUUUAAUUAUUAUUCUAACAAUUUAAAACCGCUGAUGUUACUGAAUCUUCAUUUUUAAUAGGUUGAAGUAAGCAGGCUUCUAGCUCACUUUCAAAUAGGCGCAGAGGUUGAGAUUUUGUCUACUGAUGACGAAAUAUGGUAUCCAGGAAAGGUUGUUGAUCUUAAACUGUGUGAAGGACUAGAGGAGCUGACAGUUGAGUACACGACACUCUUCACAGACCAACAUAGACUUCAGAAACUUCAGGAUACUAUCACGGCUGACAAAAUACGUCCUGCAACACCAACUAGUGACCAAAAAUCCUUUGAGAUGAUGGAUAAGGUAGAAGCCUUUUACAACAAUGGCUGGAGCAGCGGACAAAUUAGCAUGGUACUUGGUGAUAACACAUACUCGGUGUGUCUCUAUACUUCUAUGGAAACUAUUCUAUUCAAACAUUCAGAUUUGCGAAUUCAUAGAGAAUGGAAAGAUGGAGUCUGGAAGAUGGCAGAUAAGGUAAAUCAUAACUAGAAUUAUACUUCACGUGAAUUGUUUGAUAUACAUACAUUUUAGUUUCAGGAAUGGUUUCCAGAAAUUCCGAUUGCAACAAAUUUGAUAAUAUUUUGCUUGGUGUCUAUUGUUUGAUUAAAGGUGAAGCCUGAUAAGAAAAGGAAAGCUGCUGCCUCAUCACAAAAUUCAGGAAUGGAUAAUGUUUUCCUAAGAAGGAGCGAGAGGGUGCCUAAACGAUCUAGAGA